Vicia faba (fava bean) is the source of this 1113-nucleotide messenger RNA. The record is from the annotation of a GenBank genome assembly. Lineage: Eukaryota; Viridiplantae; Streptophyta; Magnoliopsida; Fabales; Fabaceae.
AUGGAUUUUUCAAUGAAGCUCCCUUCUUCUCAUUCUUUUCUAACUUUAAUUUCCACUAUAAUUCUCCACUUGAUAUUUUUCAUUUCUCUUUGCUUUGAAGCAAAUGCAAAAGUUGAACUUCCGGAAAAUGUUUUAAUUCCAGCAUUGUUUGUGUUUGGAGAUUCAAUUAUGGAUACGGGAAAUAACAACUUCAAAAAAACAAUAACUCGAUGCGACUUUGCACCAUAUGGAAAAGAUUUUCCUGGAGGAGUUGCAACCGGUCGAUUUAGCAAUGGAAAAGCUCCAUCAGAUAUUAUAGCUGAAGAAUUAGGUAUUAAAGAAUUUCUACCUCCAUAUUUGGAUCCAAAACUCUAUGCUACUGAAUUGGCAACUGGUGUGUGUUUUGCAUCAGGUGGUUCUGGCUUCGAUCAUGUUACAUCAAAAUUGUUGAAUGCAAUACCUUUAUCAAGCCAAUUGGACUCAUUCAAAGAAUAUAUCGAGAAGCUUAAAGUAUCUGUUGGAGAAUAUAGAACAAAUGAAAUUUUAGUGAAUAGUAUUUUUAUUGUGGUGUUUGGUAGCAAUGACAUUUCCAACACAUAUUUCUUAACUCGUUUGAGAAAAAUUAAAUAUCCUAAAUUUUCUGAUUAUGCUGACCGUUUGGUUAGUAUAGCUUCCAACUUCACUAAGGAAAUAUACCAACUAGGGGCAAGGAGAAUCGGAAUAUUCAAUGUGCCGCCGCUAGGGUGUGUUCCGAUGCAGAGGACGGUGGCGGGAGGACCCGAAAGAAAAUGUGUUGAAGAAUACAAUAAUGCAACAGUGUUGUUUAAUGAUAAGUUAUCCAAUCAAAUCGAUUCAUUAAAAACUGACUUAUCCGAUAGUAAAAUUGUUUAUAUGGAUAUUUACAGUCGCACACUCGAUGUCAUUGUGAAUAGUCAAAAUUAUGGGUUUGUAAAUGAAGACAAAGGGUGUUGUGGCACUGGAAAAUUAGAAGUUGGAUUUUUAUGCAACCGUUUUGGAUCCAUUUGCUCAAAUGCCUCAGAACAUGUGUUUUGGGACAGUUUUCAUCCCACUGAAAUCUUUUACAAAAUCACUAUACCCCCUCUACUCAAAAAUUAUAUGAGCCAAUUUUUUUGA